AGGGAGCCCGCCCGGGCGGUGCCAGGCGGAAGCGCCUCUGCCAUUGGCCCAGCAGCGGCUCUACCUGAGCGGAGCCUCUGGGCCAGGAGCUCAAAGUCCGCCGCGCGGGGCCGAGGCGGCGGCGGUCGGCAGCGCAGGUGGGCGCGCUCGGCCAGUCAAGAUGCCCCUAGGGCUUCGGGGAAAGAAGAAAGCCAAGUCUAAGGAGGCCGCCCGGCUGGUGGAGGGCGAACCGGCGGGGGCCGGCAGCCGCAGCCUCCCGGCCCAGGCUCCCAGACACAAGCUGGUUUUCCACACGCAGCUGGCGCACGGCAGCGCUACGGGCACAGUGGAGGAUUUCUCCAGCAUCCAGGAGCUCUACGCCAAGAUCGCGGGCGCGUUUGAGAUCUCGCCGUCGGAGAUCUUGUAUUGCACUUUAAACACACCUAAAGUUGACAUGGAAAGGCUCUUAGGAGGACAGAUAGGUCUUGAAGAUUUCAUAUUUGCUCAUGUGAAAGGAAUUAAAAAAGAAGUAAAUGUGUAUAAAACUGAGGAUUCACUUGGUCUCACCAUUACAGAUAAUGGUACUGGCUAUGCUUUUAUAAAGAGAAUUAAGGAUGGUAGCCUUGUUGACUCAGUUAAAACAAUCUGUGUGGGGGAUCAUAUUGAAUCCAUAAAUGGAGAAAAUAUUGUUGGAUGGCGUCACUUUGAUGUUGCUAAGAAGUUAAAGGAAUUAAAAAAAGAGGAACUUUUUACCUUGAAGUUAAUAGAACCUAAGAAGGCAUUUGAAAUAGAGCCAAGGUCAAAAGCUGGAAAGUCGUCAGCAGGAAAAAUUGGUACUGGAAGAGGGACACUUCGAUUGAGAUCAAAAGGCCCUGCUACCGUGGAAGAAGUGCCCUCUGAAACCGAAGCAAAGGCAAUUAAAAAGAUUGAUGAUCUUCUUGAAUUAUACAUGGGAAUUCGAGAUAUUGAUUUAGCUUCCACAAUGUUUGAAGCAGGAAAGGACAAAGUUAAUCCAGAUGAAUUUGCUGUGGCGCUUGAUGAAACUCUCGGUGACUUCGCAUUCCCAGAUGAAUUUGUCUUUGAUGUUUGGGGAGCCAUUGGUGAUGCCAAACAAGGACGAUUAUGAUGCGGAUGAUCCACCUCUGAAGUUUCUUUUUUUAAAACCCUAGGGUCUGAUUUUUGACACCAUUACAAACUCUGGUUUAGUUUUAUAUAUGUAUGCAGUACAUUCUUUGAAAUCUAAUUUUGGUAUUUUGAUUUUUGGGUACCUUUUAUGCAGUUGCUUACAUCAUAUGCUUAAACUUAUCUAAAAUUUUGGUCAAUUUUAAUAUUUAUUCUAGCUUUUUUGAAGUGAAUUUUAAGGAAUAUUUCUAGGUAGAAGAUUUUGCUCCUCAUUAACACUCAUGCUUUGUUGUCUAUGUGUAAGUAGUUGUACGCAAUACCUUUGUGAUUUUUUUUGCCAAUUCGCCAUGCAAUGAACAAUAGGAUUUCAUUAUGAUUUACCUUGUAGCAUCUUAAUAUUGUUAUCCUAGCUUGACCAGUAAAUUAAAUGUAAAUUAUGCCUGCUAUAGCUCUAGAAGCAUUGCCUUUAAUCCUCUGUAAAAUGAGGAUUGAUUUUCUUUUUUGCUUCUUUGUAUUUUCUCACAAAACUUGCAAUUGAAAUCUGUUGUGCUGUGUGUGUAUGUAUGUGUGUGUGUUUGCAUGUGUGAAAGAGAAGAGGCAGGUAGGGUAGAACCAUUUAUAUUUGAUUUUUUUUUAGCAUGUCUUAAAACAUUAUUUCUUUUUUCACUCAUAGUUACUUUUAUGUUACCCUUUCUGAACCCUACAGAGACACUUUUAAAUUCUUUGUAGAACAUUUUAUUUGAAAGAUGUUUACUCAGAAAGUAGCUGCAUGUGAGAAUAAUUUUGGGGGUUAAAGAGCAACUCUUUAAAACCACCUAAACUUUAAAGAAGAAAUAUCAGAAUAUACCCACUCCCAACCCCACCAGUGGAAAUAGAGGAGGAAGAGAGAAUUGAGAAAAUAUAUUAGCCUGUUAUUUUAGAGUCCUAACACACUCUCUCUAAAUCCUUACAUUAUUGAGAAAAUUGAGGAUAAAUGACUGCCUUAUCACUCUUAUUGACAUUUUACCUUUGUAAGAGAAAAUGGAAAUGAAUGGUUUCAACAUAGAUAUUUAAUAAAACAGAGCAUGGUGUGACCAA
Choloepus didactylus (southern two-toed sloth) is the source of this 2178-nucleotide messenger RNA. RefSeq names its product GIPC PDZ domain containing family member 2 (gene GIPC2). Gene Ontology annotation, molecular function: protein binding. The record is from RefSeq and is a predicted model, not a curated record. Bases 161 to 1105 code for a protein of 314 amino acids. The transcript is spliced from 6 exons. Lineage: Eukaryota; Metazoa; Chordata; Mammalia; Pilosa; Megalonychidae.